This is a messenger RNA of Frieseomelitta varia, 1627 nucleotides long. RefSeq lists its product as uncharacterized. The record is from RefSeq and is a predicted model, not a curated record. The transcript is spliced from 3 exons. Bases 314 to 1384 code for a protein of 356 amino acids. NCBI's taxonomy places the organism in Eukaryota, Metazoa, Arthropoda, Insecta, Hymenoptera, Apidae.
GCACAUAUCAAGAGUAAUUUAAUUUUCGCGGGUAAUAAUGAUUACAUGCAAACACAAAGUAAUUUGAUAAUUUUUCAUGUAAAUUGCGAUAAAAAUGAUGUAAAAAAUAAAAUUGGACAUUUGACAUUGGAUCUUUCAUGAGAGAAAAUAUACAUACAUGUGAAAAUUGAAAAUUGAGAAUUGAGGUUAAUUCAUUAACAUAUCGUUAAAAAGUAUUUUCCUGGUUUCAUUGUAUAAGUGUAAAUAUAUUUAUAUUUUUCCGUCCAAAUUGUUUAUUUACAUUUUAAAAUUACCAAUCAAAGAACUUAGCAAUAUGUCGGAAAGUACAGUUUACUUGGAUAGAGAGUUACGAAAAUUAAAACCAGCAGAAUUGUAUAAACUGGCUCAAAUAUUAUGUAUACAGGAUUCCUGGAAAAAAUUAAUGGCAAUCAUACCAAAGGAUGAUGAUUCUGAUCUUCCAAAAUUUAACAUUGAACAUAUUAGUAUGAUCGAACAGGCUGCUCAACAACAGGGAAAUGCAGUAGAAAUAUUUUUGUCAGAAUGGGGAACAAUGGGUAAAAAGAGACCAACAUUGCGUUUCUUAUUAAACCUUUUAAUAAAGGCUCAGUUAUUUAGAGCUGCUGAUUAUGUGGCUGGAGAACUACUAAAUGCAGAAGAACUGCCAAAACGGCCACAAUUUGGACCAGCAGCACCUGUAGAUAUUUCGGAAGAAAUAAACAGAGUAUCAUUAAAAGACAAUGAGAAACUUGAGAACCUUAAUUACAAUGAAUCUUUGAUAUUUGGAUUAGCUUCCCAAGUUGUUGACAAUGAAACAAUUAAUCCUAAUGCAACGAAUAAUAGUUCUUUUGAAAGAAAUAUGCAAUCAACAAAAUUGAUUUCUUCAGAAGGGGAACACAAUAAAGAGCAAUUACAAAAUGACAAGGAGACAUCAAAUGCACAAAUUUCAGAUCUGAUGAAACUCAAUAGCAAAGGAAACGCAGAAAAACCCAGAAAACAAAAACAAAUAUUUGAUCAACAGGAAAUGUCGUCCGACGAAUUGCCUGUCUUUUUAAACGAGUUUGAACAAUCUGUCGAACAAACAAAAUUUAAUCGAGAAGUACCAUCAGAAGAACUUCCUCUUUUCUUGAACAAUAACACGACUUCGUCAAAUGAAAUGUCGAAUUAUAAAAUUAACGAUUUAUCCAAUUGUAAACCGAACAAUUUAUCCAAUAGGAAUCGAAACGAAAUAACUUCUACCGAAUUACCUCAAUGUAUUGUUGAAUUUCGUGUAAAUAAUGUAUUUGAUUCGAAUAAUAGUUGUGGCCCCGAAAAUUACGCAAAUAUAGCACAAAAUGCAGUGAGUUCGACAGAAUUACCGAUUACAGUAUUAGAAUAUAACGAAUAAUAUAAGUUUUAAUUGGAUUUAAUAGCUAUACUUUUUCCGUUUGUGAUUUCAAAAUAUCGAGCACCAUAUACGGAUACGUAUUUUUACAAGAAAACAUAUUUAUAAAAAGAAAGUCAUAUUUUGAUAUAAGUAAAUUAAUUUUUUAUGAAAGCGUACGGAUAUUAUGUUACACUAUGGACAAAUACACAUGCAGGUUUAUUAUUUAAAAUCUACGGUGUAUGAAAAUAAAUAUUAUAAAUUAUA